This is a messenger RNA of Dreissena polymorpha, 810 nucleotides long. Its product is annotated as zinc finger protein 98-like. Gene Ontology annotation, molecular function: DNA-binding transcription factor activity, RNA polymerase II-specific; RNA polymerase II cis-regulatory region sequence-specific DNA binding. Lineage: Eukaryota; Metazoa; Mollusca; Bivalvia; Myida; Dreissenidae. The coding region runs from base 1 to 810 and encodes 269 amino acids. The record is from RefSeq and is a predicted model, not a curated record. Gene Ontology annotation, cellular component: nucleus. Gene Ontology annotation, biological process: central nervous system development; regulation of transcription by RNA polymerase II. The transcript has 4 exons.
AUGAUACAUACAGGAGAGAGAGUGUACAAGUGUGAUGUGUGUGGUUAUGCAUGUAUCCAGAAGAGUAACUUGAAGAGACACAUGACGAUACAUACAGGAGAGAAACAGUACAGGUGUGAGGUAUGUGGUUAUAAGUGUAACCUGAGUGGUAACUUGAAGACACACAUGCGGAUACAUACAGGAGAGAGAGUGCACAAGUGUGAGGUGUGCGGUUAUGCAUGUAACCUGAGUGGUCACUUGAAGACAAACAUGCGGAUACAUAUAGGAGAGAGAGUGUACAAGUGUGGGAUGUGUAGUUAUGCAUGUAACGAGAGUGGUACCUUGAAGACACACAUUAGGAUACAUACAGGAGAGAGGCCGUACAAGUGUAAGGUGUGUGGUUAUGCAUGUAACGAGAGUGGUAACCUGAAGACACACACGAGGAUACAUACAGGAGAGAAACUGUACAAGUGUGAGGUGUGCAGAGAGAGGCCGUACAAGUGUGACUUGUGUGGUUAUGCAUGUAACAGGAGUGGUACCUUGAAGACACACAUGAGGAUACAUACAGGAGAGAGGCCGUACCAGUGUGAGAGUAGCAUCUUGAAGACACACAUGACGAUACAUACUGGAGAGAAACUGUACAAGUGUGCGGUGUGUGGACAUUCAUUUAGCAAGAGUAGUACCUUGAAGACACACAUGGCGAUACAUUCGGGCGAGAGGGAGUACAAGUGUGAGGUGUGUGGUGUCGUGGUCUCAUUAGCUGACAGGGUAGCUCUUAAUCAGAUCGUGCUAAUGCACAGGCUGGCCUGGAGAUAUUCUGGCAGCAAAUAG